Messenger RNA from Branchiostoma belcheri (Belcher's lancelet), 2073 nucleotides. Its product is annotated as probable aminopeptidase NPEPL1. NCBI's taxonomy places the organism in Eukaryota, Metazoa, Chordata, Leptocardii, Amphioxiformes, Branchiostomatidae. Gene Ontology annotation, biological process: proteolysis. Gene Ontology annotation, cellular component: cytoplasm. The record is from RefSeq and is a predicted model, not a curated record. The coding region runs from base 43 to 1590 and encodes 515 amino acids. Gene Ontology annotation, molecular function: metalloaminopeptidase activity; manganese ion binding. The transcript has 12 exons.
UUGCAGCCAAACUGGCGACCUUUACCCUCUAGCCGGACAAGCAUGGCGACCGUGCAGUUUUCUUCUGUGUGGUCAGAAGCUGACCCUAGCGAGCGGCCAGUGGUCAUCGUUGGUCAAGUGCAUAACCUGAAGAAGGUGUCUUGGGACAGCGUGCGAGGCAAGCUUCACCCAAGAGUGACGCCUGAGACUUUCAAGGAAGCUGUGAGCAGCCUGCACCCUUCCCCGACUGACAGCUGUUCUCUGUGGUUAAACAAUGCGACUGUAGCUGCCCUGCCCAACAAGGCCAGUCGACACAACACGCCGGCACACCCACAUGCCCUGACCAAGCUGGUCCGCAGCUGCAUGGCAGGCUGCAGGGAGGAGUGUGUUGUGCUGGUGUGUGAGAAGAGUGAAGUGUUUGCUGCAGGCUGUGCUGUGUCUCGGGUAUUUCCUUGUUUCACAAGGAAGUCAGGAGCAUCACAGAGGCGCAAAAUUGUGGUGGAGUUUGUCCUGGUGGGCGACGGCGAGAAUAAGACCAUCUCGGAGGAUGAGGCCAGCUGUCUGCAGGCAGCAUGUGACGCCGUACGUUUGUCGGCCAAGAUCGUUGACACGCCUUGUAAUGAGAUGAACACUGAUGACUUCUUGAAUGAAAUUCAGACGGUUGGGAGCCAGGUUGGGAUCACCCCUGUGAUCAUCAGAGGGGAGGAGCUGAGACAGCGGGGGUUUGGAGGUAUCUAUGGAGUAGGGCAGGCAGCCGACCAUCCUCCUGCUCUAGCCAUCCUGAGUCACAAGCCCACAGGUGCUACCCAGACUGUGGCAUGGGUCGGCAAGGGGAUUGUGUACGACACUGGAGGACUUAGCAUCAAGGGCAAGACUGCUAUGCCAGGCAUGAAGAGAGACUGUGGAGGUGCUGCUGCUAUUCUGGGGGCAUUUUGUGCUGCUGUCCUGCAGGGCUUCCAGGACAACCUUCAUGCAGUCUUCUGUCUGGCAGAGAACGCCGUGGGUCCACUCGCCACACGACCAGACGACAUCCACAAACUCUACUCAGGACGGACUGUGGAGAUAAACAACACGGAUGCUGAAGGCCGCUUGGUCCUCGGUGAUGGGGUGGCCUAUGCUGCCAAGGAUCUUCAGGCAGACAUCAUAGUGGACAUGGCUACCCUGACUGGUGCUCAGGGCAUCUCUGUGGGGAAAUACCACGCCGCCAUCCUUACCAACAAUGAGCAGUGGGAACAGGCGUGUGUAACAGCAGGGCGCAAGUCAGGUGAUCUGGUGCACCCCCUACCGUACUGCCCAGAACUGCACUUCAGCGAGUUCAAUAGUGCUGUUGCUGAUAUGAAGAACUCAGUAGCUGACAGGAACAAUGCACAGAGCUCAUGUGCAGGACUCUUCAUUGGUGCCCAUCUGGGAUUUGACUGGCCAGGGGUGUGGCUUCAUAUAGACAUGGCAGCACCAGCACAUUCUGGUGAGCGAGCGACUGGCUAUGGUGUAGCCUUACUGCUGGCUCUGUUUGGCCGGGCAUCAGAAACAGACCUGCUGCAGGCUGUGUCUCCACUGGGGCCUGUACAGGACAGGCAGGAAAACGCCUGCAAGAAACGCAAACUGGUGUGAUCAUGAGAGUCCACUCUUCAAUAUGGACAUGGAUGACACUGUUGUCCAAAGUCUUCCCAAUUUUCAUAAAAUUUGAAAUAUUUGUUUAGAAAUUGAUUAAAUAAUGGAAUUUAACUCUUACUGUUACAGUAGUACUUCAUAGAUUUUGUGGUUUUGUUUCUUCUUGAAGAAAUUGUAUUAGAAAAUUGCAAAAACACCUGAAUUUACGAGCGUAUAGAUGUACCAAAUCAUGGCAGAUAAUUGUGCAGUGUAUCAAUGACUUCCACCCGGCAGGAUAGUACAAUGUACAUGUAAGAAUACAUGUACAAUUAUGUAACGUUACAUGGACUUAUUUACACCAGGAAAAUUGGACACCAAACCCUGCUCUUCAAAGGAUUACUAGUAUUCCAAACUAUAUUUUCAACAAUGAAUAAUGGCAUAGAUAGUGGCCAAUAAUUCGAGGUUUGCACCAAACAUACACCCUUGUCCUACAUGUAUUACAGA